AACCGUGACUUGAUAUACUUGGGAGCUUCUGUGGUGAGCUUGCCGUAAUUGGCACGGACUCCUCGAAACGCCGCAUAACGUCUCAGGCGCCAAUUCUCUUUCACUUGGUGGUGUUCUUUCCGGCGCAUCUCUCUUCUUUCUUCAACCCUCCUCUCUCUCUCUUUGUCUCUCUCUCUCCCUCCCGCUGGAAAAUUACUCUCGCAAUCUACGUGAAUUUCGUCAAUUCGUAGGGUUCAUCCUCUCCAUCUCUCGCUCUCUCUAUAGAUAGGGUUUUUGAUUGUGCCUUCGAACUCUCGAAUCCCAAUUGUAUAAGCUCUUUUAGGGUUUCGCCUUCACUUUUUUCCGUACGUCCGUCACCAUGGGUGAGUGGCAGUCACUUAUCCAAUCCAUUUUUCUUGGUCUCAUUUUCUCUUUCCUCCUGGCUAAGCUCAUAUCCAUCGUCGUAUCAUUCAAGGACGAUAAUCUGACUAUAACUCGCCGCAGUAUUAGUAGUACCGACCAUGUAAAUAAUCGGCGCAAAAUAGAACCCGAUGCCAGACCGUUUGUCCACAGGUCUGAUGCCGAUGAAGCCGAGCACCACGAGAUUGAAUCGGUCAUGGCGGAGCACGGCAGCGUGAGAAAUGAAAGUGUGGACGGUGAUGACGACAAUGACGAUGAUUGGGAGGGGGUGGAAAGUACAGAAUUGGACGAGGCCUUCAGUGCUGCAACGGCUUUCGUGGCCGCUGCCGCUGCGGAUCGCUUCUCGCAGAAGGUGUCCAGUGAUGUGCAGCUCCAGCUAUAUGGGCUGUACAAAAUUGCAACCGAAGGGCCCUGUAGCACGCCACAGCCUUCGGCACUGAAAAUGACGGCUCGAGCCAAAUGGCAAGCAUGGCAGAAAUUGGGUGCCAUGCCUCCUGAAGAUGCAAUGCAGAAGUAUAUUGAUAUUGUGACAGAGCUUUACCCAACCUGGUUAGAUGGUGCGGCUUUGAGGAGCAAAAGUGGAGAUGGUAUUGGUCCAAGUUCAGGGUCUUCAGAGUCUAAGGGACCAAUGGGGCCUGUAUUCAGCACUUUUGUGUAUGAAGAGGAAGCUGGCAGUGAUUUAAAAAUUGAUGCAAUUCAUGGAUUUGCCAGAGAGGGAGACUCCACUAAUCUGCUCAAUUGUAUUGAAGAUGGUGUUUCAGUGAAUCUGAAGGACAGUGAGGGUCGGACACCAUUACAUUGGGCUGUGGAUCGUGGUCACCUUGAGGUCACAGAACUGCUUGUUUGUAGGAAUGCUGAUGUAAAUGCCAAGGAUAAUGAUGGGCAAACUCCAUUGCAUUAUGCUGUUGUCUGUGAAAGAGAAGCCAUAGCGGAGUGUUUAGUGAAGCACAAUGCAGACCCAGAUUUGAAGGACGAUGAUGGCAGCUCGUCACGUGACAUCUGCAAGUUAAACUGGCCUUGCAUGCAACCUGUGGGGAAGUAAAUGAUUGUUUAUUAGGUGUGUUGCUGAUCCUGGCACUGGCAAAUUCCUUCGGAUGUAUAUGUCUAUAUAACCCUUAUUUUUGCCCGCCCAAGUCCUGGCAUCUUCACGUUUUUCACUGCAGGAUAUGCCCAUGCAUCCCUAGGAUAUGGUUUCAUAAUCAAUUCGAUUUUGAUAUAUUCUUGUCCUUGCCAGAUCCCACAAUGUUUGUCCUUUUCUCCCCUCUUCCGUUAUAUUUGAUGGAAAAAUGUUCAUGAAAUUAGACACGCAUUCUCGUGAAUUGCAUCAAGUCUGAAGGAUGAAUUGCUUUAUUUA
This is a messenger RNA of Prosopis cineraria, 1753 nucleotides long. RefSeq names its product acyl-CoA-binding domain-containing protein 1-like. NCBI's taxonomy places the organism in Eukaryota, Viridiplantae, Streptophyta, Magnoliopsida, Fabales, Fabaceae. Gene Ontology annotation, molecular function: protein binding; fatty-acyl-CoA binding. The record is from RefSeq and is a predicted model, not a curated record. The transcript has 6 exons. Bases 359 to 1441 code for a protein of 360 amino acids.